This is a messenger RNA of Mya arenaria, 3026 nucleotides long. RefSeq names its product fucolectin-1-like. The transcript has 3 exons. The record is from RefSeq and is a predicted model, not a curated record. Bases 12 to 800 code for a protein of 262 amino acids. Lineage: Eukaryota; Metazoa; Mollusca; Bivalvia; Myida; Myidae.
CCAGUUUCAAUAUGUCAUUUGAAAUCAUGUCGGCAAGAGUCAUCGUAACGAUAUUCGGAUUAAAUACACUAUUAUCAAUAAAUUGUCAAUCUUUCUUCUCAGUUUUAAACUUCCAUAGUGAGUUGGUUGCACCAUUAAAUGGCAACAUUUCCACUAUGUAUUAUGUCGGAGUAAGUUUUACUUAUUGCAAAACCAUGUUUGAAGAAACAAAUAAUUCUUAUAAUGUGAUGAAUUAUAAACGUCUGUACACGUUAUGUGAAAUACAUGGAAAUACUGGCGCAAACGGUGAAACUACGCUGGACUCGGAUGCUUUGGGAUCGGUCACCAUCUUUAAAUACAGAACAGAAAGCGGAAAUUUAGCUUUGGACAAACAUGCCAAGCAAAGUUCGCAAUCAGCCCAAGACUCAGCCUCAGUUGCAGGGCUGGCGGUCGACGGAGAUAAAACUACGGACUAUCAUAAAAAAAUUAACGACUCUGUAUGGAUCUUUCACUGCUCGCAUACCGCAAAAAAUACCACUGGACAAUGGUGGAUGGUGGAUCUUGAGGAUAUGUUCCAAGUGUCUGAUAUCGUUGUCUGGGGAAGAGUUGAUUGCUGUUGGGAUGACAAGAUUAAAGGCCUCAUGGCUGCCGUUGGUGUAGGGGUGACGGGCAUGCAACCAUGUGGGGAACAAUUCCAAGGCCCGAGCUCAGAAAACCCCUUCAACUUCACAUGCACGCCUAGUCUGAUUGGAAGGUUUGUGAAAAUCUACCGGGAUGAUUCGAUGCCUAUUUCCCUUUGUGAAGUGGAAAUAUACAGCUAAGUUUGAGUAAUACAAACACACUGAAAAGUGUUAUUGAAGCAACACGGACGAAUCCAGAAACAAAUCAAUAAUUACUAUUACGAAAACGUAAAGAACACUGAGCUCCUUACUGCAUCGUGGUGAACGAGCAGCAAUCCCACAUACAUUAAGCUCUGUUCCUUCAAUGUUUCCGUCUGACUUGUUGAAACUCUAACUGUUUAAAGACCCGCUGACACAGAUAUAAGAAAAAAAAAACAUAAUAUGUAAAUAAGGUGUAAUUAGCGAUCUUGAUUUUUUGUGUAUUUAUAUGUGUUUGGCUAGUGCAUUGUGUGGGACCAAAAACAAACAGUAAUGGCAACAUCCAACUUCUGGUCAAACUUUCAUAAGAACAACUUUCCCUAUUGUAUCAAAAUGUAUCUUGCAGAUUAUAAACCCAAGUUAAUGCCCCGAUCAAUCAUCAAAUAACAGCAACUUCGUUCAUUGCUCUAUCGGAGAAGGUGGAACGUGUGUUUCAUAUGUUAUGUUUUGAUUUUAUAGAGUUCUGUAGCCAAUUGUAUAAAACUAAACUAGUUCAUUCUUUGGUCUGGUCAAAGUUAACCCGACUGCAACCGGAAACACUUUUUCCAAUGACGUCACAAUAACGCGGGAAAAGAUCAACCACUUUAAAUCACUUUUAAACGUAAAAUUGAAACACUUUUGGCAACAAUACAUUUAAAAUAUAAUAAAUUAACUCUUUCUAAAAUGUUGAUUUAUAUUUUACGGGACCUGCUGACACAAUACAAACAAUAACAAGAUCAAUAGUUUUCAUGUAUAUUGUUAUGCGAUGAAUUGCGAUCCGAACAUAUCCGAAGAUGUUGCGUUCAUCGAUUGAUAAACGCAAUUGCCGAAAGGCAGUUUAUUGACGGAAUGGAAGUUGAGGUGUAAAUAUUGGCACAUAACUUAACUACAUUCCUAUAUCGUGCUUGUAAAUUUGAAUUAUGUGAUGUCAUACUAUUUAAGUAAAAUGCAUACAAAAUGUUGAAUAAAUCCAAAUCGUCACAAAAAAGAAAAGAAAAAAGCUUUUUAUCUGGAAAAGAAAUACCUAUAUUCAAUUCGUGAAACCGAGGAUAAUGGAAAUCUGACAGUGUUUGAAGAAACUUGACAAGUUAUUAAUUUUUAAUCAUCUUUGGAAUACCUCUAGGGGGCAAUACAUAAUUUUCCGGACACACUGUCAGUAUGAGAUUCUCUACCAUUAUUUGAUUCAUAUCAACGUUCCUCUGUGCACGAUCCAUAGCAACACCACCUAUAAAUAAUGUAUUAUAACAUUUAAACAUAAUAAUGCCAUUCAUCGACGCUCGAACGCAGUUUCUCCGAUUUCCAUUUACAUCAUAUUUUAUUGACAAUGAUUUUAAUUGUUUGUCGUUUAGCUAUAUAUUUUUGUAUCAGUUAGCAUAUUUGAUUUUCAUUCUGAGGCUAACAUUUCAUAACGCACCUUUUCGUUUUUGAAAUACAGCCGUGUUUCCAUGGAUGGAAUCGGCGAUAUGUAAUGCUGACAUUUUAUUACGAGUAAAUACUCAAUUGUAUAGUAAAAAUAUCAUCAUAAAUAUGAGAUGUUCCUUAAUCUCACUUUUUUGACCAUUUGUUAGCUUGUUACUGGCAAAGCUUUGUUAAUUCUGAAAACAGCAAUUAGUAAUUAUUGUUAUUAUGUUUAUCAUAACCGACUUGAAAUAAAGAUUAUCUUAUCUGUUAUGUGUUAUCUUAGCUGACACUGACAUUUAAAUGUAACAAUACAGGCCAAGCGUGUUUUCUCGUUUCGAUAUACUACGUCACUACUAAAGGAGAAUCAAUACGGAACUCCGCGGCCAUUUUUAUCGAAAACAACCUCGGAUGUAUAUGGGUGGUUUACAUACUCAGAAAUCGAUAUGUUUAAGUCCGCUGCAAGAAGAUCGCGUAGUAAUUUAAUUUAGCAGUUAAACUUAAUGACUUAACUCUUGGGAAUCUUAAUAAUGUUUGCAAUAAUACACAUCACUGGCAAUCAAUUUAAACUUGGAUCAACAAAGACAAGCUAAAACACUACAUUUCAUUAAUGAUUUAAUUUAAAAUUUUACGAACAACGUCUACUGAUGAACCGGCAAACAUCCUAUGUUGUUUUCGAUAAAAAUGGCCGUGGUGCUCAGAAUGCUAAGACUCAUGUAUGUUUAAUUUAUCCAUUUACAUGUAUGUAUAGUGUGUUGGUUGCCGUGCGUCUCCGUUUUGCUUUCUCCAAUA